Messenger RNA from Nezara viridula (southern green stink bug), 2520 nucleotides. The record is from the annotation of a GenBank genome assembly. Lineage: Eukaryota; Metazoa; Arthropoda; Insecta; Hemiptera; Pentatomidae.
AUGCCUCCUCCUGUUGUGACAGGUAUAUCCCCUAAAGAGGGACCUCCUGGGACCAGAGUGACCAUCAGAGGGGAGUUUUUAGGGAAUAAACAGUCUGAUAUAAUAGGAGUAUCAAUUUGUGGGUGUGAUUGUCUUCUAUCUGCUGAAUGGAAAUCGCCCAACAAAAUAAUUGCCAGAUCAGGCCCUGGCAAGGGAAGAGGGGAUAUCAUUAUUACAACACUAACUGGAGGUACUGGUACAUCAACAGUCCAGUUUCGAGGUUACCAUGAAGCAGUUGGCCCUUUGAAGGAAAGUGCUGUAUGGGUUGAAGAAGUUCAAUCUAUAGGGUGGGGAUCGACUAAAUCCAUUCAGUUAGAUGAUCCUUUAGGACUUUCUUUGGAAGCAAAUGAAAAUAAAUUUCCGGAGGAUGAUUUACAAGAAAUGUUUCCUGGUUGUAAUGGUGAUCUAUCUUCAGAGAAUUUUUCUCCUUGUUGGUUUUUGCUUCAAAAUCAUUCAAAUUCUUCUUUUGAUGAUCUCCGUGCAGGCCUUGCGUUCCUUAGAAGAAAAGUCGAUUCUCACCAGGAAGGCCAACUUUCAUUUUUAAAGGGAAAUGUUAGUGCUGUUAUGGAACAGUUAGAAGUAUUGGAGGCUUUACAAGUUGCUUUCCAAAAGGACGUUGAAUCAUUUGGACUUGACAGAACAGAAAAAAUAGUCGAAGCAAUCAAGGAAUGUAGAAAUGAAGGCAAAAUGUUAUUUGAUGGAGUUCUGAAGGGGAGAGAAAAAGCAGAUCGAACGAGAAAUGCACUUGGAGUACUCCAUAGGUUUAAGUUCUUAUUCACAUUACCUACAGCAAUUCAGAGAAAAUCGGAUUAUGAUGCUAUCAUAAGUGAUUAUUCUAGAGCUCAGAAUCUUUUUGGUAAAACUGAAGUGAAGCUUUUCAAGGAUGUAUUGACUGAAGUGAGGUUAAAAGUAGCUGAGAUCAAAGAGGAGCUUAAAAAAAAGUUACAUACUAUGCCAAGUAGUCUUGAUAACCAAAAGAAGAUUAUUAGAAACUUGGUACAGUUGGAAUAUGAAGGUGAUCCAGGUUGGGAAGGUAUCACUGUAAGAAUGAACUUCAUCAUGGAGCAGUUAAAUGCCUGUCAUUCUUUUUAUUCAGAACAAAUAGCCAGUGUAAAACCUAAAAGUGGAAAAAGAGAUAAAAAUUCUCAAGAUAAACAGGCUGCAAUCAACUGUAGAGUGGAAUGUAUUGAGGAUCUCUGUGACAUUAUCUCUAUACUUAUCCCAGAUCUAUGGUCACUGGGACAAUCAUAUUUCAGCGGUGAACUUAGCACAAAAUUUGACCAAAACAAACUUGACGAAUUCAAGGCAGGUGUAGAAAAUUGCUUAAAGGAAAUGUGUCGCUUGGUGAGAGAGGUGGCUGGUAAAGGUUUGACAGGAAGCUGGCCAAAUUGCUUGCAAGUUGUUAGAGCUGUUCUUGUUGCUCUAAAACAUAUUCCACACGAUACUAUCCUAGCACUGGUCCAGUUUUUUAGAAUUGAAUGUGUUAAAAAUAUUCUUUUGACUACUGCAGAGCAAACUAAACGAUUGGUUGAUAAAGAGGAUUGGGUUCUUAUCCAUGAUUCAACUCACGGAACUAUCACGCAUCUCCCCAGCCUUUUUGAAAAAUUAUUCAAUGAUUCUUUGAGUAUUCUGAAGGAAUCAGCUCUUAAACUAGGCCCUAAAGAAGCUGAAUUGUUUAGUAAUCCAGCCAUGAAAUCAGAAGUUAAUGAACACGCUCAUGCCAUUUUCAACAAUUAUAUUCAGUGUUUAGAUACAUUGUCAGACAUUAAUGAUGACGAACAAUCUAUGUCUGUCUCUCAGUUAGCUUUUCCUACAUUUAGAACAUCACUGUCGCAUACUUUAAAUUGGGAAGAUCGUGUUCUAGCUUGCAUUUCUAACUGCAGGUACUCUUGCGAAGUUACAGUACCUAGAAUGGAAAAGACUUGGAAUGAAGCAGAACUUCCUUCUCUGGAUUUGUCAAAACCUACUUCAGACCUGAGGUCUCUGAAAUCACGACUUACUGCAUGUUAUAUAGAGAACCGUACAGACCCGCUUGUUGGGACAGUAGAACCAUCAAUGUAUAUAGGGCAGUUUGAGUGGGAAGCUGACUUCACUCCUGUUGGAGUUCGACCCUAUGCAAAUGAAAUAAUAGCUAAUGUUCUUGUUGUUCAUGCUCAGGUAGAAAGACGUUGCGGUUGGCUUAAAGAAGAAGUCCUUACUGAAGUUGUUGAAACUGUGGCAGAAGAACUAUCGAGACUUAUGCUGUGCGUUUCUCACAUGAGCCGAGCUGGUGCUAUUCAGGCGACACUAGAUAUCACAGCCGUGGAGCAUGCACUUGCGAAAUACACCACUACACAAGCCAGAAACUUCUUCAGUGAAGCUCUUGAUGCUAUUCCUGCUUUAGACGAAGAAAGUAAAAAGACUGUUGAUAAGUUGUUGGCCGAAUACAAAAAGAAGAUGUAUAUGCAGCUUCUUCCUUUUGAAGCAAAAUCAAAUUCAUAG